AUGGUAGAGGAAAUAUAUCGUAAAAACAAACGGCAUUUGUUAUUUACUGAAAAUAUUUGGCGUAUUACCAAAGAUACAGCAUUAUCUCCGCAUUAUAAUCGACUCCUACAUAGUUUUUCUCGAAUUGGUGUCCCCAAAGCACUGAAAGAGCCACCAUGUUGCCGUACGAUGUGUUUAGGAUGCUUUCGCUCGCUUGGUACAACGGACAAGAGAAUGAAGAUACGGAAAAAGCGCCUUCAUUAUCGCUCACGAAAAUCUCAUCAAAUUGAUCAAAUAUUCAUUUGUAGAGUAUGUGGUACGAAGGAGGUGUCUUCCGGAUUUUUUCCUCAGGAAUAUAAGAUCGCAAAGGAGGAUCCACUCAUUUCGGAUAAAAACAGUUCCACUUGUGCAAAGAAAAAAGCAAACAAACAAAGUAAAAAGGAAAAGAAGAAAUUGAAAAAGAAUAUACUGAAGUCGGAAGUCGUCCAGGUAGCGUCCAAAGCCAAACCCAAGUCAUCAUCUGUUAACUCAUUCACAACAUUUAUGUCGUCGCUGGCAUAA
This is a messenger RNA of Trichobilharzia szidati, 540 nucleotides long. The record is from the annotation of a GenBank genome assembly. NCBI's taxonomy places the organism in Eukaryota, Metazoa, Platyhelminthes, Trematoda, Strigeidida, Schistosomatidae.